AUGACGAUGUACUUUAUGCUCUUUAUUUCGUUAUGUAUAAUAAGAUUUUGUGAAUCACAUAUUGUUCAAGCUACACAACCUAUUAAUCAAACUUGUUUAAAUUUUGGUUCGGACUAUGAUUGCCGGUUUUAUUCAUGUUUUGAAGAACGUUUUCCUUGUGGUUCAAAAUAUUGGAUGUUAAAAUGGGGUCAUAAAUAUUGUACACGUACACAAAAAUCUCUAUUGAAUUUUGAUAAAAAUGGUCAAAAAUUACUUCAACAAAUUUCAAAUUGUUUAACAACUAAAUUAUUAAAACAGCGUUAUUAUACAUUGAAUAAAGUCAAUUGUGAACAAUUACGUUUAGCUGGACAAAGAAUUUUACAUGAAUGUUAUAUGUUAAAUUCCAAAUUAUUUUGUAAUGCAUUUCAAGGAAAAAAUCGUGAUUGUUUCUUUCAACUAAUUGAUGAUGAUGAUCGACGUGAUUUAACUGUUAUACGUACAUUAACAAGUGUUGGACAAAAAUGUACACCAAAAAAAAAACUUGCUGAUAUGAGACCAUCAGGCAAAAUAAAUCAAUGUGUACUAACGCCUACAUUAUAA
This is a messenger RNA of Adineta steineri, 579 nucleotides long. Lineage: Eukaryota; Metazoa; Rotifera; Eurotatoria; Adinetida; Adinetidae. The record is from the annotation of a GenBank genome assembly.